AUGGGGCCCCAGCAGCAUCCGGCGGGGCCAUUGCAGCAGGGCAUGGGGCCCCGGGAGGAGGAGCCACGGCCCUGGGAGCAGCCUAUGGGACCCCUGCAGCGCCCGGCAGGGCCGUGGGAGCAGCCUAUGGGGCCCCAGCAGCAUCCGGCAGGGCCAUUUGCGCAGGGUAUGGGGCCCAGGCAGCGCCCGGAAGGGCCCUGGGAGCAGCCUAUGGGGCCCCCGCAGCGCCCGGAAGGGCCCUGGCAACAGCAGAUGGGGCCCCUGCAACAUCCGGCAGGGCCAUUUGCGCAGGGUACGGGGACCCGGCAGGAGCCAGGAAGUCCCUGGGAGCAGCCUAUCGGGCCCCAGCAGCAUCCGGGAGGGCCAUGGGACCAUCUUGUGGGGUUCCCGCAGCGUCCCGGCGGGCCUUCGCAGCAGGGGAUGGGGCCCCUGGGAAGGGGAAUAAAGGAGGCAGGGGGGUGGCAUCCGCAGGACACCGUCGACGGAGGCGACGACGAGGAUUUCUGGUACCCCGGGGAGGCACCUGGCGGGUUCGAAGAGGAAGAAGACAGUGUACCCAGUGACGAUACAAGUGGUGUGUUCCUUUGGGGGGGGGGUGCUCUUGGUGCAUCGGGAGAUGAGGGGGAGACCAGUGAUUAUGGCUCAACAGUAGGCGGUUUCCCUUGGCCAUUGCCAGGUAAGCAGGGGAUGAGGGGCCUCCUGCAGCAGCAGGCAGGCCCUUCACAGCACCCGAUGGGGCCCCUGCAGCAGCAGGCAGGACCCUUGCAGCAUCCAAUGGGGCCCCUGCAGCAGCCGGCAGGGCCCUGGCAGCAUCCCAUGGGGCCCCUGCAGCAGCAGGCAGGACCCUCGCAGCAUCCAGUUGCGCCCCCCUCGCAGCAUCCCAUGGGGCCCCUGCACCAGCCGGCAGGGCCCUCGCAGCAUCCAAUGGGGCCUUUGCAACAGACGGCAGGGCCCUCGCAGCAUCCCAUGGGGCCCCUGCAGCAGCCGUCAGGGCCCUCGCGGCGUCCCAUGGGGCCCCUGCACCAGCCGGCAGGGCCCUCGCAGCAUCCAAUGGGGCCCCUGCAGCAGCCGGCAGGGCCCUUGCAGCAUCCCAUGGGACCCCUGCAGCAGCCGGCAGGGCCCUCGCAGCAUCCCAUGGGGCCCCUGCAGCAGCCGGCAGGGCCCUUGCAGCAUCCAAUGGGGCCCCUGCAGCAGCCGGCAGGGCCCUUGCAGCACCCAAUGGGGCCACCGCAGCAGCCGGCAGGGCCCUUGCAGCACCCGAUGGGGCCCCUGCAGCAGCCGGCAGGGCCCUUGCAGCACCCGAUGGGGCCACCGCAGCAGCCGGCAGGGCCCUGGCAGCACCCGAUGGGGCCACCGCAGCAGCCCAGCUCACAGGGUUUUGCACCUCCCCAAGUAGGCCCCGCUGUAAGAGGGACAGACGACUCUAGGGGACCCAUGGGCACCCCAAGGUAUCCGCGUACAGCCCCGACGCAUUCAUCGCCACAUGGGGGGCAUCGCGGAGGCGGUGUUCCCCCACGACACGAAAGAGGAGACACCGGCCGCAGCGGACUGGGAGCCCCCAGAGGCACCGCCCCAGGCUCAGCUGUCUCUGCACCGCCAGACUCCUCGUCGCAUGCUGCAAAGGAUACAAGGGGCAGGGGAGGCAAGGGGGCAGAAGAGGAGACAGGAGACAAUCUCGACUUCUCAGAUUUAUCCCUACGACUGUCAGACCUUGUGGGGAGCCCAGCCCCUUCUCCAGCACCAACACCGCAACAGAGAGGAGGCAGGUGGGGGAUGCCACCAGGAGCCAGUGGACCUCAACCAGGAGGCAGUGGACACCGGAGGCGGCACACAUCAGCGCGAGGACAGACGGGGCAACAAAUGGGGGCUGCUGCUGUAACGGGGCCAAGGCGUGGAGACGAUGAUGACUUUCCUGGGAUGGGAGACAUCCUCGAGGGCCUAGAGAGACUUGUGGGAGGUUCUGGUCCCCGAAAGUAG
Eimeria acervulina is the source of this 1977-nucleotide messenger RNA. RefSeq lists its product as hypothetical. Lineage: Eukaryota; Apicomplexa; Conoidasida; Eucoccidiorida; Eimeriidae. The coding region runs from base 1 to 1977 and encodes 658 amino acids. The transcript has a single exon. The record is from RefSeq and is a predicted model, not a curated record.